UGUAUGACCAUAGCUCACAAAGUAGGCUAAAAAGCAUAUCUGGGACACAGCUGCAUAUUUUGCUCUCUCGAGGACAGCGGGUAUCUUAUUUUGUCCAGAGAGCACUUGAAGGUUUCAGAAGGGCACGCGAGGACACAGAGCCGGUAUUGUGUUACGGAGCGUCGUCGUCAACCCCCUGGAAGUGUGUUAGUGCGCACAUAAAAGAGCCGAGAUUCGGUCAAGUGCGCACUAGAUUACAAACGCCUGCUGAUUAUUCCCCGGCCUUCGUCGAACCGAGCCACGGCUUUGCAUUAGCAGAAACAUGUACGUAAAACUCUGCAAUUUCGGCAAGUACACAGAAGGCAAGUCUGAACCGAAACCGCUGCAGCCGGAUUCAGACACAUCAAUUGAUAUUCACCGGAAACUCCGUGUUUACCGCAUCGUUUCGCUGGUUCUUUUUGUCAUCUGCGUCCUGUUGCUGAUCGUGGUCCUUGUGCUGGUUAUGAAGUUGACUGGGAGGCAGCCAUGUCAGAAGGUAGAGCAGAUUGUCACCUCUCUACCAGAACAGGAAUGCAGCUUGAAGACAUGCCAAGAGGUUCACCAACUGCCUCAGCCUUUGUGCCGUGAUUGUGGCAAGGGUUGGCUGAAGUUUGAGAAUACUUGUUACUUCCUGUCUCAAAACCGCCUCACUUGGCAGCAGAGCAGGGAGGAAUGCCAGAGGAAGGGAGGAGAUCUUGCCGUCAUUACUAAUGAACGCGUGCAGAUGUAUCUGAGUAAGAUGGGGAAUUUGCACUACUGGAUUGGGCUAAAUCAUUCGGGGGAAAAUGAAUGGACAUGGAUUAACAACACUGUACUGACAGUGAGAUAUUGGGGAGAUACUUCCUUUCCUGGAGAGUGUGCCAUCCUGGCUGGAAAUGAACCACCUGAACGGAGCUGGCGCCCAUCUACCUGCAGUUUAUACUUACAGUACAUCUGUCAAAAGAUGUAGAUGUCCGAACAUCAUCUAUACCCAUUGAAAUCACCUACAGUAUAUAUCUGGAUAUCAUAACUCAACAUAUACUCAAGAUAAUCAUCUCUUCUCUAAAGAUUCUAGUUAGAAAUAGGGAAAUUUAGUCCAUCAACACAGCUCAAAGCUUUUUUUGUACUAUGUGUAUUAUGAAGCAUUAUAGUUGCAGAAAAAAAGCAGUUUUAAAAAUAUCCUGUUUAUUUGUAUUACAAUUGCACUCAUUUCUAACUGUACUGAUCAUGUAUACAAAGUUUGUUUAUUUGCACUAAAUAUGUCUUAAUGGUUACACGAUAAUAAUAAUUGUGCAUACUUUGAGAUGUCCUUUUUUUGUAUUGCUUCAUUAAACUUCCACCUUUAUAUUUAACAAUA
This is a messenger RNA of Onychostoma macrolepis, 1354 nucleotides long. RefSeq lists its product as uncharacterized. The transcript has 6 exons. Lineage: Eukaryota; Metazoa; Chordata; Actinopteri; Cypriniformes; Cyprinidae. Bases 302 to 967 code for a protein of 221 amino acids. The record is from RefSeq and is a predicted model, not a curated record.